This is a messenger RNA of Didymodactylos carnosus, 486 nucleotides long. The record is from the annotation of a GenBank genome assembly. NCBI's taxonomy places the organism in Eukaryota, Metazoa, Rotifera, Eurotatoria, Philodinida, Philodinidae.
AUGACAAGUUGCUCGCUAGGAUUGAUGAUCGCCUGGACAGACCCUCAUCGAACACUUGCUCACCGAAAAUUUUAUGAGAAUUUAAAACAAGAGACUGCACAUAACCAUACAAAUCCAUGCAAUAUUUUGACACAAAAUUAUAUUGGUGUUCCGGACGAGGUUCGUGUAAUCUUACCUACUAACGCAAAUUUGAAACGAGAUAUUCGUCGUUGGCGUCAAGACGAUAACUUCACUACAAUUCCAAUAGAUAAAAAUUUUAAAUCCAUUCCAGACAAAUAUAAGAGAACAACGACUUUAUGGACAUUUUUAGAUAAACUGAUAAAGGAAGAAAAUAAUUUACAUUCAGAUAUAGUGAAUGCAAGAUCUGGCCGUGAACCGACAAUCCAGCAACAAUAUGAGUCACUAAACAAGCGUUUACAUAGUUUGGUGAAGAACCCUCAUCCAACAAUUUAUGAUCAGUUACAAGCUAUCGGACGUUUACUGUAA